GUAGCCGGUCUCGACCCUGACACUAAUAAGCCUUAUAUCUGCGCAAUGGACACCAUUGGAUGUAUUGCUUCACCGAAGGACUUUGUUGCUGUUGGAACCGGACAAGAAUAUUUGCUUGGUGUUUGUGAGAGCUUUUGGCGGGAGAAUAUGAACCCAGAAGAGUUGUUUGAAGCCACUGCGCAGUCCAUGCUAUCAUGCUUAGAAAGAGAUGCCGCAUCCGGAUGGGGUGUUGUUGUGUAUACGAUUACGAAAGAUAAGGUUGGAGAUUUUUAUGUCAACAUCACCACAUUGAAGGGCAGAAUGGAUUAA
Strongylus vulgaris is the source of this 309-nucleotide messenger RNA. The record is from the annotation of a GenBank genome assembly. NCBI's taxonomy places the organism in Eukaryota, Metazoa, Nematoda, Chromadorea, Rhabditida, Strongylidae.